Messenger RNA from Rattus rattus (black rat), 336 nucleotides. Its product is annotated as RNA-binding protein 8A-like. The record is from RefSeq and is a predicted model, not a curated record. Gene Ontology annotation, cellular component: exon-exon junction complex; cytoplasm; nucleus. The transcript has a single exon. NCBI's taxonomy places the organism in Eukaryota, Metazoa, Chordata, Mammalia, Rodentia, Muridae. Bases 1 to 336 code for a protein of 111 amino acids. Gene Ontology annotation, biological process: RNA splicing. Gene Ontology annotation, molecular function: mRNA binding.
AUGGCAGACAUGCUGGAUCUUUACAAGGCAGGGGGCGAGGAUUUCACCACCAACAAGGAUGGGGAGAAAAACAUCCACAAACUAAAAGAAAAAGCAAAGAAAAGGAAGGGCCGAGGUUUUGGCUCUGAGGAGUCCCAAGCACGGAUGCAGGGGGAUUAUGACAGUGUGGAGCAGGAUGGCGAUGAACCUGGACCACAGCGCUCUGCUGAAGGUUGGAUUCUCUUUGUCACUGGAGUCCACGAAGAAACCACUGAAGAAGAUUUUCAUGGCAAAUUCGCUGAAUAUGGGGAAAUAAAAUAUAUCCACCUUAAUUUGGACAGGCGCACGGGACACUAG